Molecule: messenger RNA, 2961 nt
Organism: Dioszegia hungarica
Lineage: Eukaryota; Fungi; Basidiomycota; Tremellomycetes; Tremellales; Bulleribasidiaceae
Product: aspartic peptidase domain-containing protein
Exons: 5
Coding region: 1-2961 (986 amino acids)
Biological process (GO): proteolysis
Molecular function (GO): aspartic-type endopeptidase activity
Source: RefSeq, a predicted model, not a curated record
AUGUCCACAUCCUUUCGCAAUAUCGAGGAUGUGGAGGAUAUCGACGGAAGCCAGGAGGCCCCGGUUGCUGGGCCGAGCAAUUGGUGGCGGAAACUUCGGUACGGCCGCCUCGGCUUUCAGAACGCGGAGAAUGACGAGGAGGUCAUGUCAUUGGGCGGCGAGAAGGCUGGCCCCGUGGAGAAGGCGAAGGAGGGGUCAGGUCUGAAAUGGACGCGUAAGAUCCAAGCCCCUCCCCCUUUCCUUCUCGACGACCGGAAAGGCAAACGACAAGCAACCACCUCCAGCUCGGCCUCUCCCACAUCAUCGGUCAGCUCUUCAUCCUCGUUCUCUACCGCGCCCCUCUUCGUCCCUCCUCCUUCGACAUUCACCUCGUCCGCCACCGCUACCGCAAGUGGCAACACAACAUCCUCAUUCAUCUCCGGCUCACCCGCCUCCUCGCUUCCUCUUUCCUCCGUAUCCUCAUCAUCCACAUCGUCUCCGACCCGAGCGCGAUCGUCCGGCUCGUCGGACUCGCGCACAUUCACCUCGCUAUGGUCCACCACCCGUUCCGCCUCCGCGUCCGCCACCCCCACAUACGUCCCGGGCGUCACCUUCAAUCUGACCUUGGGCGGGACGAGGGACGACGAGGCGAUAUAUGCAGUAGCUGUGGAGCUAGGACAUGGAGCUACUGCCGAAGCUCAGGCGAACGCCUAUGCUUGGGCAGGGGAGGAGGGCGAACAAGGCGAUCUCAGGCGGGAGGUAUGGAGAGGAAAGAGACAGGUACUAGAUACUGGACCGGGGUACCAGCGCGUAAAGCUGCAGGUGGAUCUAGGGAGCUCAGAUAUGUGGGUCGCAGUGACGAAUUGCUCGACUUCCGAUUGUACUUCCGCACCCGCCAAGUUCGACUCGUCCCUGUCCAUCUCAUCUGGCGUUCGAGCGAACAUGACAUAUCACUCGGGCGCAGUCAGCGGGGAGAUCAUUUGGGAAGAGGUCCAGCUCGACAGAUUUGCCAUUGCCUAUCAAGCCUUCAUUGCUGGUGAUCGAGUGACCAACGAGAAUCUUGGUGGCGGCGACUUUUCGGGAGUGUUAGGCAUGGCUUUACCCGCCAACUCGAUCAUCUCGAGCCAGAUCCCCGGAACGACCUCAUCGAAUCCAGACGGCGCGACCUUCCUCGACAACCUUUUCGGUUCUGGUACAUUCGCACCCACACAGCGCGUCUUUAGUCUCGCCCUCGAGCGGCGCGAGGACGUGCGAACUCGAUCCCUUCUUACCAUUGGAUCAACGUACGACCGGUACUGCCCCGCUCCGUGCUCCCCCUCGUAUAUACCCAUCAUCGCCAAUCCGAAUCUCGGCGUCAUCGGAUAUCUACAUUGGCGCGUCCCAUUGAUGGGCGUCAUGGCCACGGAUUGGUCGGAUGGGCAGCUGGGCUCUGGGCCGACGGAGAAGACGAUCCCUCUGGGCGGAAGUCUGGUAGUGAGCAGCCGGAGUCAACCGCUAGCUGUGCUCGACUCGGGCGGGGUGGCGAUUCUCGUUGGCCACAAGCCAUACGCGGACGCCAUCUACGCUGCAUACGGGAUCAGCGCGAGUGGGGACGGAUACUACCGCAUGCCAUGCAAGACCCAACUCUCCUUCAGCUUCAACUUUGGCGGCAAGUGGUACCCUGCCCACCCGCUCGACAUGUCCUGGCCGGACCCGAGCGACCCAUCCCAAUCAACCUGUAUCGGCGCAAUCCAGUACACCCCCCUUCCCAACGACGCCGGUGACUUUGUCUUUGGCUCGUCCUUUCUCAAGAACGUCUACUCGGUCUUUUCAUACCCAGACCAAGCACGGAACUCGGGGACGUGGCAGCCUGGCGUGGCGCUAUACAGCCUCACCAACGCCUCGGUAUCUUCGCAAGACUUUUACGCCGUUCGAGCCUUGCGGCAAUCGCUUGCGCAAGUCUCAUCCCAAGGGCCCUUCAUCGGCGGCUCGUCCCCCUCCUCGCCGUCCUCGACGCCUUCAUCGUCCACAGGCGGCGGAUCCGUGGUGAAUACCACUGCGAUCGUCGCUGGAUCCGUCGUCGGUUUCUUCGUACUCGCCGCAGCAGCAUUCAGCGCCUGGUUCUUCUUCCUCAAGCGGAAAUACGGCAAUACUGGAUACCCGCUCGGCCGCUCUCGUGGUGGUGGCGGAAGAGACACGCCCGAAUCGGAACCCGCGACAACUUUUACGCGGCGUACCAAGAAGCAUCAGGAGGCGCAUCGGCAGAAAUCAAUGAUUGAGGGGUAUAGCGAUUACGAGGGGGAUAGCUGGACGGAAGGCGGUGAGAGCGUGCGGUUGGGGUAUUUGCCGGAAGUGCCUGAAGACGGGGGGAUGGAGGGGAUGCGCGGAAAGAGGGUGGGGUCGGUGGGGAGUAGCAUGGCCGCGGCGGGGAUGAUGAGGGAGAAGAGCCAUGCAGGGAGCAGUCUGAGGGACGAGGUCGGUGCGGGCGGGUCGUAUGAUGAGAAGGACGCGAUCUUCCAGACGACCGACUCGCCCGCUUCGACACCAAAAGGUCUGCCUCUGGCUGGAUCCGGAAGAGCGCGGUCUUCGUCCCGCCCCCGUCAAGCCGAUGCGUACCGGCCCGACUUAUCCAAUUUCACCUACCCACCCGUAUCACCUACCUCCCCCGGCUUCACUGCACCCCUCAUCUACUCUCAGCCCCUCGCAGCACCCAUCUCGCCCGCAGUUGGCGAGCCCCGUUCCGGCUCUGGCUCUUCAGGUCGCCGAGCACCCACGCGCGGCUCGUCCUCCCUGUCCAUGUCGGGUCCGUUCCCGUCUGCGACGAGACACGGUCUAGGGGAUCUGGACACGAGUCCGAUGUAUGAGAUUCGGUCGGCGGAUUACUUUGAUGUAGGCGAGGCGAGGGGGAGGAAGGGGAGUGUUGCGGCUGGUGGGGCUGGGAUUGGGGAUAAGGAGCGAAGGCAGGGGAGUGGGAGUGGCAGUCGGGACGGGCUCGGAGCGUAA